CAAGUUUCCAACGCGCCUGAAGCCCUCGCUGUCCAGGGAGAGAUGGCCGAGUAGCGCUGUCUGUGGACAUCACUUUUGCUUGUGUUGCUCGAUCCGUAUCGUGGCUUGUAGCUCAGUCUAUCGCAGUUUUACCUCCACCGUGGAAAGAGGGCAAUUAAAUAUUCCUCUUCCACGAUGGCAGAACAAAACAGCCAUGUGCGUUAUCACGAGCUGGUAAAUGAAGAGGAGCUGUCCCAGCCUUCCCAGCAGGUUUCCACUCAGGACUCACCCCCACCCUACAGUAGUGUGACUGCAGCUAAUGCAGCUUUUUUUGAGUACAAGGAAGAUGUUGGAAGUUUUCCUAAGCCUCCUUCCUACAGUGUUGCCACUUCUUUGCCCUCCUAUGAUGAAGCUGAGAGAAGCAAAACUGAAGCUACUGUCCCUCUGGUCACAGGAAGAGUCACAGAAGAAGACUUGGUUGCCCGAGAUGACUUUGAAGAUGCGGAUCAACUUCGAAUAGGAAAUGACGGAAUAUUUAUGCUCACUUUCUUCAUGGCAUUCCUCUUCAAUUGGAUUGGUUUCUUCUUGUCUUUCUGUUUGACCACAUCAGCUGCUGGCCGAUAUGGAGCCAUCUCGGGCUUUGGUUUGUCUCUCAUCAAAUGGGUUCUUAUUGUUAGGUUUUCCACCUACUUCCCUGGUUACUUUGAUGGACAGUACUGGUUGUGGUGGGUCUUUCUGGCCCUGGGCUUCAUGCUGUUCAUCAGGGGUUUUAUCAACUACUCAAGAGUGCGUAAACUGGCUGAUCCCACAUAUGCCUCUCUUCCCCGAACAAGAGUCCUCUUCAUUUAUUAGAGCUUUGAAGGGUGGAUGGACUGAAUAUGACCAAGAAGAGCAACAAAGUAAAAUGAAGACAGGCAAGUUGUAGGUGAAUAUAUCUCAACACAAUAUUCAGGAAUUAAAUGUAUUUUAUUUGUUUACUUUAUUAAUGGAAAGUAGUGAUUUGUAAUAGUUUGUAUGUGUAAUCAUUAGUGGCGAAUGUUAAGUGCUAAUUACGUCUUUGUAAUGUCAAAGUAAUGCCUUAAAUCAUUUGAUGGUAGCACACAAGCAUGCAUCUGUCCUUAAGAACUAUUUUGGCAACUUUUGCCUGAAAGCCAACAGGUUUAUGCAUGGAGAAUACUCUGAUGUCGACCAAUUUUGCUACCAUACGGUUUAUUGUAAAAUAAACGCCAUAUCCUCUGCAGCUACAAACUCUGUAAAUGAAAACUCACCUGUUGGCUUUAGUAGUGUUGUCCGUUUUGCAGCCAGUAGAGGGCAGUGUUGUCUGCUGCAUUUAGUCAUAAAAAGGACGUUCAGAAGCCCCAUAAGGAAACAUACAUGCUUGCAAUUAAACCUUUUAUCAAAUGCAGUGCAUCAGGGAAUUUGUAUUAGAUGUUUGGGUAAAACUAUCCAAUCAGAAAUAAUUUGACAGAAAGGUCAUAAAGAGUUUUUAAAUGUUCAAGAACAAGCAAGAAAAAACAGAUGUGAAUAAAAUCCCCAAAAGCCCUGAGCGUUUUGGUUGACCAAAUUUUUUUUAAUAGUAAUUUAUCAUGGCCCAGCCCAGUUCUCUAGUUCCCAUUAAUACAGAAAUAAGACCCUGAUCAAGUUUGUUGUAGUGGAAAAGCAUAUUAAAUUGAGCACAAAGCAUGCUUCAGGUGUAUAUUUUUACAGAAUUUUUAAAAGCAAAGGACAUUUGUUUUAAGGCUACAGUGUAAGAUUAUGAUAUAUAGAGAGUAUAUUAAAGAAUGUUAAUGCAAAUGCACUUUUAGAAACAAACUUUUGAAAAAGAGGGUUUAGUAGUAGUCAUGAGGUUCAUAACAGGCAUGUCAAAUUGUAGUAAUCAUAUAUGUGAAAAUGUGGAUUUGGAUAUGUAUGCUUUAAUCUUACUGCAUUUUCAUGGUAAACCAAUUACUUUGAAAAAAAAUCUUAUUUCUAUGAUGAUGAGCUGCAUCCAUAGGGUUUUGCUGUUAUGAAACUGUACAGAAACAAGUGUUAAAAAAUAAAUGUCACAUUUCAACUA
Messenger RNA from Boleophthalmus pectinirostris (great blue-spotted mudskipper), 2035 nucleotides. Its product is annotated as NEDD4 family-interacting protein 1-like. Gene Ontology annotation, cellular component: Golgi apparatus; endoplasmic reticulum; perinuclear region of cytoplasm. The coding region runs from base 175 to 831 and encodes 218 amino acids. The transcript has 8 exons. Gene Ontology annotation, biological process: ubiquitin-dependent protein catabolic process; metal ion transport; positive regulation of protein ubiquitination. NCBI's taxonomy places the organism in Eukaryota, Metazoa, Chordata, Actinopteri, Gobiiformes, Gobiidae. Gene Ontology annotation, molecular function: WW domain binding. The record is from RefSeq and is a predicted model, not a curated record.